UGCCCUUUAACUUAUUUUCAGCAGCAAUUGCAGUAUGCUUCAGAGGUGAGGAGCAGUACUGUUCACUUCAUGAAUUUAAGAAGUACAGGAACUCUGAAUGACAAAAGCUCUUUAGAUGAAACCACUUACGAAAAACUGGCUGAAGAAACACUGGAUUCCUUGGCAGAUUUCUUUGAGGACCUCACAGAUAAGCCUUUUACCCCAGAAGAUUAUGAUGUCUCUUUAGGGAGUGGAGUUUUAACAGUUAAAUUAGGUGGAGACAUGGGAACAUAUGUAAUCAAUAAGCAAACACCAAACCGGCAGAUUUGGCUGUCCUCUCCCACUAGUGGGCCCAAGCGCUAUGACUGGACUGGACGGAAUUGGGUAUAUUCUCAUGAUAGAGUAUCCCUUCAUGAACUACUAUCAAAAGAAUUUUCAGCAGCAUUAAAAACUAAAUUGGAUUUAUCCUGCUUAAUAUAUUCUGGAAAAGAAGAUACUUGAUGAUGUGCCACCUCAUGCAAGUUUAAAGACUUUAACCACCAGUGCUUCCUUGGUUUCUGAGUACCUGAGCUUAUUUCUGUUGUUGUUUUCUUGACAUCACUAUGUGCAAGAACAUGAAAAUAAUAUAUUUUUUCUCUAGCAUUCAGUCUUUGAGUUUCUCUGAUGCAGCUUGAAUGUGUACCCAUGCAGUACAGGUCGAUGUCCAUUCAUUCCCAUCACUGCAUUUUCUACUUUCUUACUGUUGAAAUCAACUGCAGUCCUGUUUGAAUGUAAGGACUGGCAUCGGGUGACCUCUGCCCAGUGCACAAAAGCAAAAUUUUUUUGUGAGAUAUUAACCCUAAACAAGAAAUGUCUGUGAAUCACAAUGAUGUAAGUUAUGGUACUGUGAUGCAUUGUAUUAAAAUUUGCAGCUAUUGAUAAGGUUUUAGUGUUAGUGCAAGCAAAUAAUGCAGGGAAGUCAAAUUGAACACGUCAUACAGAAAAUGACUGUGGCAGAGGAGAAUUUUUUGUUUUGCAAGAUGGAUGUAAUUUUUCUCUCAGUAUUGCAGAACUUGCUCACUUCUCCAAGUUCUAUAUUCUUUGACAUUGGGAUAUUUUUCUGAGCAAAAUUACCUACAGGUCUCUGUGUUUGUAAGCAUCAUGUGACUGAAAAAGGCUGGUGUGCAGUGUUAAAGCUGUGCAGCAAUCUCUCUGCCAACACUUUAUUCUCUUCCUGUGAUUUUUUUUCUUCCUGUUUCUACUCUUCAUAGAGCAAAAAAGAUGUAAUUUAUUGCCUAUGUGUUAGUUGGUAAAUGGAGAUUCUGUCAUGCUAGCUAGCAAAAAUUUCCACUGCUGCAUUUCUUAAGUAAGUGGGCUUGGAUUUUCAUGACGAUGCAACAUGGAAACAUUUAAAAGCUUUUACAUGUUUUGAACCUCGAGAAUGCUUUAACACUUGCAGUGUCGCAUUAUUGCCACUGACUGUUUUUAAUUGCCUUUAAAAUGGAAGCACAGUUGUUGACUGAUUACUGUGAUAACAUAAAGUAUUUUUUCAUUGUA
Molecule: messenger RNA, 1515 nt
Organism: Meleagris gallopavo (turkey)
Lineage: Eukaryota; Metazoa; Chordata; Aves; Galliformes; Phasianidae
Source: RefSeq, a predicted model, not a curated record